UCUCCAAAUUCACAGGUUGCUCGGACAGCUGUAGAAGAACUGUACUUGUGAUGUUUUAUGUUUGAACGAUGGCAAUGAACGACAGUGUUAAUAUCUUGAACUCUGCUUAUCUGGCAGUAGAAUAUAUAGACUCUUUCUUGCCUGACAAUCCCCUGCAGCAGCCAUUUAAAAAUGCCUGGAAUUACAUGCUGGAUAACUACACGAAGUUCCAAAUUGCAACUUGGGGAUCACUUCUAGUUCAUGAAGUUUCAUACUUCUUGCUCUGUUUGCCUGGAUUUAUUUUUCAGUUUAUACCCUACAUGCAAAAAUAUAAAAUUCAGCAGGAUAAACCAGAAACAUGGGAAAAGCAGUGGAAGUGUUUCAAAACGCUUCUCUUCAAUCACUUCUUCAUUCAGCUUCCUCUGAUUUGUGGCACCUAUUACUUCACAGAAUAUUUUAACAUCCCCUAUGAGUGGGAAGCGAUGCCUAGAUGGUAUGUUCUGGUUGCCCAGUGUUUUGGAUGUGCAGUGAUUGAGGAUGCCUGGCACUAUUUCCUGCACAGACUGCUGCAUCACAAGAGAAUAUACAAGUAUAUCCAUAAGGUUCACCAUGAGUUUGUUUCUCCAUUUGGAAUGCAAGCAGAAUAUGCACAUCCUCUGGAAACACUUAUCCUUGGAGCUGGUUUUUUUAUUGGAAUUGUUGUUUUCUGUAACCAUGUGGUUCUUCUGUGGGCAUGGGUGAUAUGUCGCUUGAUGGAAACCAUUGAUGUACACAGUGGCUAUGAUGUUCCACUGAACCCUCUUCAUUUGGUGCCUUUCUAUGCUGGUGCUCGUUUUCAUGACUUCCAUCACAUGAACUUCAUUGGCAAUUAUGCUUCAACCUUCACGUGGUGGGACAGAAUCUUUGGUACAGACUCUCAAUUCAUUGCCUAUAAAGAAAAAGAGAAGAAGCAACAACUCACAAUGAAGAAGAAGGCUAACUAAAUUUCCAGUGUAAAAAUUGUGAUGGUAAUAGCAGUCAGUUUUUGCUUUUCUGUAAAGCAAAAUAAUGAUUGGAUGUUAAGCAGAAAUCUUGUUCCUUGGCUACUAAGUGGUAGGAAAAACCAGCUAAUUACACUGCAGUAUCUUCCUAAUGGGAAUGCUUUCUAUUUUGUAUGUAAGUACUGCGUAUAUUUUAACUACAGAUUUAAAGAUGAUGCAAAAAAAAAUAAAACACAAAAAAACAAAGACAAAACCUGGGAUGAGUUGUAUGUAUCUUUUUUUAAAAAAAAGAAAUACUUAAAAAAUAAAUAAAUAAAUUCAAUUUUAUCUUUGAUGUUGCCCACUUUGGAUCUAGGUAGGAUUAUAUAUCUACACUGAAAUUGGACUUGGGUUUUGUAAAGUAUAUAUUCUUAAAUUUGUAAUAUCAAAUAGAAGAGCAUAUUAACUAGUAUCAGCACUGUAUUAUUUAAAUAUUGGGUAAAAGUUGCUUAAAACCAAAACAUCUGUUAAUGGGAAGCUUGGACAGGCCUUUUGCACACUGGAUAAUGCAAACUGUUAAUAACAGAACUCCUGGCUAACAUGAGUUAGCACAGACAUUCCUGGUAUAGAUUUAUUAUGUUAUUUUAAAUGACAGAUAAAAAGAAUAGAAGGUUUUAUUUGAAGAAACUUUUUUGCUGCUCUUUUGAAGUUGGUCUGUCAGUGUACUUGGCAUUUACAUUACAUUCCUCUGUUGUAAUUUGCUGAACUGACUUGUUGCUAUAUUUGCACUUGUGACUGAUGAAAUAAAUGUGGUUUGGUUUGAUGUGUGUCUCUAUACCUUUCAUGUGU
Dryobates pubescens (Downy woodpecker) is the source of this 1787-nucleotide messenger RNA. It is a transcript of the gene MSMO1, whose product is annotated as methylsterol monooxygenase 1. Gene Ontology annotation, molecular function: iron ion binding; C-4 methylsterol oxidase activity. Bases 69 to 962 code for a protein of 297 amino acids. Lineage: Eukaryota; Metazoa; Chordata; Aves; Piciformes; Picidae. The record is from RefSeq and is a predicted model, not a curated record. The transcript has 5 exons. Gene Ontology annotation, biological process: sterol biosynthetic process.